UAUUUAGAUUUAGCGGUGCGAUAACAAUUAAAAAUCUCUGGUAAAAAUGAUGCCAGAAGGGGAACCAGUUAAGCAAUUUAAAAAAGAGAAAAAAAGAGUACUCAUGAUUUGUUUAGGCAAUACUUGUCGAUCGCCUAUUGCAGAAGCAGUGUUCAAAAACCAUGUUAAAAAAUUGGAAUUAACAGAUCACUGGGAGGUAGACAGUGCUGCACUCGAAUUAUAUCACAUUGGAGAAAGUCCAAAUGAAAGGGCUAUAGAUAUCCUAGCGAAAAACGGAAUCAAAGAUUAUGAUCAUGUAGCAAGAUGCAUUCAAAAUAAAGAUUUUGAGGAUUUUGAUUGGAUAUUAGGAAUGGAUGAUUAUAACAUAGGACGAUUGAAUGAACUAAAACCAAAAAAUAGUUUAGCUCGAGUGGAAUUGCUUGGAAAAUAUCAUCCAAGCGGAGAAAUUAUCAUAGAAGACCCUUAUUUUAGCGAAGACAAGUACAGUUUUCAAAAAGUUUACGAGCAAUGUGCCUUAAGUAUUAAAUCAUUUUUAAAUGAAGCUAAUGAGUGAAGUUUGUUAUUCCUUUUAAUAAGUUCCAAUAAGCUAAUUAUAAGUUUAUUGAUAUUUUUUGAAUUAUUAAGGGACAAAAUUAAAUUCAA
Molecule: messenger RNA, 642 nt
Organism: Belonocnema kinseyi
Lineage: Eukaryota; Metazoa; Arthropoda; Insecta; Hymenoptera; Cynipidae
Product: low molecular weight phosphotyrosine protein phosphatase-like
Exons: 4
Coding region: 47-553 (168 amino acids)
Biological process (GO): protein dephosphorylation
Molecular function (GO): protein tyrosine phosphatase activity
Source: RefSeq, a predicted model, not a curated record